Sordaria macrospora k-hell is the source of this 1527-nucleotide messenger RNA. Its product is annotated as mitochondrial 54S ribosomal uL24m domain-containing protein. Gene Ontology annotation, biological process: translation. Lineage: Eukaryota; Fungi; Ascomycota; Sordariomycetes; Sordariales; Sordariaceae. Gene Ontology annotation, cellular component: ribosome; mitochondrion. The record is from RefSeq and is a predicted model, not a curated record. Gene Ontology annotation, molecular function: structural constituent of ribosome.
AUGCACGCGUGCCACGACUGGAAACCCUGCACCCUGGUACGUACCCUCGUACCGCCUACCGGCCGGACCCGCUACUUGGUACACUUUUUGAUCGUUCGGCGGGACCGCAAAGCCGCAAAGUGGAAAGCGACUCGGACCUCAACGGCGCCGCGCGGGACUUCGACUUUCCAAAGGGAAAAGAACCACUCGACGACACCCGGACCCGACCUGCCCCGGACCCCGCGACCGCCCGACUCCCCCGCGCUCCGCCCAUCAUCCGCCCAUCCCCCUCCGGCCUCCUCCUCCUCCUCCUCCAGAUACCCCGGCGCCGGCACCACACAACACACAACAGACACAUACACAACCAUGGACAAGCUACUACGGCGUGUGCGCAUGGCCGAGGGCAUGGUCGCCCGCCGCGCCGAGCGCAAGAAGACCGUAAUGAAGCGCAUCACCCAGAGAAAGACGAACAAGAGGGAGGGCGAGACCUUUACCGAAGCCAUUCGACAAAGGAAGGCCGCCAUCGAGGCUCGCAAUGAGGACUGGAUGUUGGGUCCCCUCGCUCCCCGCCGCGAACUCGGCGAGAUCAACCCGUACACGCAAAACUACUACGGCACCCUCUCCCCCACCCGUGUCCUUCUCGAGAACAAGGUCUCGGAAGAGGAAAGGAAGGCCCGCGUUGCCUGGUGCGGCUCUCCCAAAUUCCUCUGCAUCGCCCCCGGCGACCGCGUCGUCGUCACCGAAGGCCACCACAAGGAUGUCAUCGGCACCAUCGAGAAGCUCAACACCAGGAACAUGACAGUAGAGAUCAAAGCAGAGAAACUUAAAACAAACACGACCCUACCCGACUAUGUCAUGGGAGAAGACACCAAGCCCGUCCAGCCCAUUCUCGCCCGCCUGCCUCUCUCCUCGGUGCGUCUGGUGCACCCGCUCAAGGACCCCGAGACCGGCGAGUACCGGGACGUGAUCAUCCGCGAGCUGCGCCCGCGCGACAUCGUGCACGACCGGCCCACGCGCACCCGCCGCAUGCGCCGCUACGUGCCCGGCGAGAACAUCAUCAUCCCGUGGCCCAAGCAGGAGCCCAUCAAGCGCGAGGACCAGCCGGCCGACACCCUGCGCAUCGACCUGGAUGAGAAGACGUUCGUCCCGACCCUGUUCCGCCCGCCCGCACCCAUCCAGGUCCUCGACGAGCUGCGCAACAAGUACUCCAUCUUCCGCACCCGCCACACGCCCGAGUACAUUGCCAAGAAGGAGGCCGAGGAGCAGGAGAAGGAGACCAAGAAGAACGCCGCCAAGGCCAUGCUCACCCCCGUCCAGGAGUUCAAUAGGAAGCAGCGCGAGCUGCGCCGCGCCCGUGGCCAGCCGGUCCUCACGGAGGAGAUGUUGGCCAAGAUUGGCGAGGUUGUGGCGAGGAAUAAGCUGGGACAGCAGGCCGGGCCCCAGCCCAAGGUGAAGGAGGAGACGGUGGCACAGAUCGAGAAGGCGGUUGAGCAGUUAUCGAUUGGUGGAGAGGAUGCGACUACGACCCCCGAGCAACCGAAGGCUUGA